AGAAGGCUGUUUUAAUCUUUAUAAUACAACAAAUAUCAUAGCUCUAAUUUUGCAAAAUCUUUUAUUGGGUGGGCCCUCCAUGGUACUAUUGCCUAAUCGUCUAGUUUCUUCCUCUCCCUAUGGCCGAAGCUCGUCCUCACACGCCCACACACACAAACAUGAAGCUCAGCCUUCCAAUCCACCAACUCUGUUCCACCUUUACCUUCUCUCUCAUCCUUCCCUUAUUCCUCUGCUCCUCUUCUUCUUCGAUCCCCACGACAAUCCCAACUCCGGCGCCAUGGCCAGAGCAAUUCCACGCGCUUCUCUACAUGAACCUGAGCUCGGCUCGCCUCCAGAUGAGCGACCUCUGGUACGAUUGGCCCCGAGGACGGAACGUCAACAUAUUUCAGAAGCAGCUGGGGGAGGUCCUCUACGACAUCGAGUGGGACAACGGCACGUCGUAUUACUACACUCUGGGUGCCAAUGGAAGUUGCAGAGUCAUGGAGUUUGAGGUGGGCAUUCCUAGGCCUGACUUUCUGGAUGGGGCUGAAUACCUUGGGACCCAAGUCACCGAUGGGUUUCUCUGCAACGUGUGGCAGAAAGUUGAUUUCAUUUGGUAUUACGAAGACGUUCUCACUCGCCUACCCGUUCGUUGGGAUUUCUAUGAUGGAAUAUCAAGUCAUGUAAUGACGUUCGAGGUUGGUGCGGUGCUGCCGGAUUCAGUGACACAAGCACCUGCCUAUUGUUUCAACCAAGAUCACAAGGUCGCCUCAAAUUUAUUCGACCUUCUUUAGAUUUACUCAAAUAAUAACAAUAAUAAUAAUAAUAAUAAUAAGCCUUUUUUGUGUAAAUUAAUAUUGUUUAUGAUCCAAAUUUUCCUAUUGCAUUGUAUGUACGAGUACUAAUUUCUUGUGAAAAAGGAAUUCGUUGGUUCGGAUGGAACGAGCAAUUUCACGAGAUAGCCCAAGAGGUCCAAAUUCUUGUACCUCUGCCACUGGGUACGUAAGUAAAUUAGCUGCUUGUUUAAAAAAAUUAAUAUAAACAUAAUACCUUUUUUCUAGUGACAUUAGAUAAAUUAACAUGUUUUAGCUUAUUUACAUUUUAUAUUUAUAUAGUGUUUUCUUUGUUCA
This is a messenger RNA of Ziziphus jujuba (common jujube), 1109 nucleotides long. RefSeq lists its product as uncharacterized. Bases 120 to 773 code for a protein of 217 amino acids. The record is from RefSeq and is a predicted model, not a curated record. The transcript is spliced from 2 exons. Lineage: Eukaryota; Viridiplantae; Streptophyta; Magnoliopsida; Rosales; Rhamnaceae.